Pararge aegeria (speckled wood butterfly) is the source of this 822-nucleotide messenger RNA. RefSeq lists its product as uncharacterized. NCBI's taxonomy places the organism in Eukaryota, Metazoa, Arthropoda, Insecta, Lepidoptera, Nymphalidae. The record is from RefSeq and is a predicted model, not a curated record. The coding region runs from base 87 to 734 and encodes 215 amino acids. The transcript has a single exon.
AUAAAUAUUCAAAGAGUUUUAUAGAAUGUAUUUCCGGGAUUCUAUGACAAUACGAUAACAGAAAAAGAAACAGACGUUAACGACCUAUGGACAAUCUUUCAAAAUUACAAAAGGUAUCGGUUUUGAGAACCAUGUUAAACUUAUUGUUUUAUUUGUAUCUUACAUCGAUUGUGAGCUGCGUUUUAGAUAUGAAUGAGGAACAGUUUUCGUAUAUAGCUAAUCAUUUAUCCAUAGAAGAGUGUAGCAAACUUAUUGGAUCCCUGCAAUUUACGGCAUAUGAUUUUCCAAUUAAUCUCAAGAGUCUAGAAACAAUUCCUAAUAAUGCUACAUGUUUUAAACUAUUAGCAAACUUCAGCAAAGGCAAAAAACCGUGGCGGGGUGAAAACAAAAGUCAUGAAGUAAUAGCGCAUAGGCUACGUCAAAUUGGCAAGGGCAAUCUAGCAGAUUGGCUUGGAAACGCCGUUUUCCAUCAUCUCGCAAAAGAUAUUAAUGAUUCGCUACUCCAAAAUCCAUUUGCGGAGAGUUGUACUCAAAGUGCACUUAACACUAAAUUACACCAAGAUAAAGAAACGUUCGGAGAAGCGGAAUGGGAUCUCAUCGAUAUUACUUUAUGGAUAGUGUUAGCCAGUUUACUUGCAAGCCUGGUUUUCUCGUGUUGUCGUAUAUUAUGCCUAUCUUGUACGAGAUGUAAAAGACAGUCGACAAAUGAAGAGAUGAAAGUGCUAUUAAAAUAAGAAUAUUCCUAGAAGCGAGAGUGACCACGGCUUUUAAUGAUGAGUUAUUUUAUAAUCAAAACAAGAUUGCCCUUUGAAUCCCAUUGGA